AUUUGGGGUCCUAGCUGGAAAAUUCACCUCUCCUCCAUCAUCACCAUCAUCAUUUUCAAUAUCUCCUUUUGAGUUUCAUGCAUUAAUGUCUGAAUUUGCUUCUCUCAGUUCCACAAGAAACUCCUCUCUCUCUCUCUCUCUCUCUCUCUCUCUCUCUACCCCCCAAAAAGACAUCUGGAAGGAGAAAAGGAGCCAAAAUUGUGAAGAAAAAUCAUGUCUUCCCCAAGCAAACGCCGAGAGAUGGACUUGAUGAAACUGAUGAUGGGCGACUACAAGGUAGAGAUGAUCAAUGAUGGCAUGCAAGAGUUCUAUGUUGAUUUCAAUGGACCCAGUGAGAGUCCUUAUCAUGGAGGUGUGUGGAGGAUAAGAGUUGAGUUACCAGAUGCUUAUCCAUAUAAAUCUCCCUCCAUAGGCUUCGUUAAUAAGAUCUUCCACCCAAACGUUGAUGAGAUGUCAGGUUCAGUUUGUUUAGAUGUUAUUAAUCAAAGCUGGAGCCCCAUGUUUGAUCUUGUAAAUGUGUUUGAAGUAUUCCUACCACAACUUCUGCUGUACCCCAAUCCAUCAGACCCUUUGAAUGGAGAGGCUGCAGCUUUGAUGAUGCAUGACCGAGCUGCUUAUGAACAAAGAGUUAAAGAAUACCGCGAGAAGUAUGCGAAACCGGAAGACAUUGGAGCUGCCCCGGAAGAAAAAUCUAGCGAUGAGGAGCUGAGUGAAGAUGAAUCUGAUUCCAGUGAUGAGCAAGUGGCAGGAAAAGCAGAUCCAUAGGUGUCGGUGGGCUGUCCUUUAAACUCUCUCUCUAGUUGUUGUACAUGUUUUAGCUUUGUUAAAUUUAACCGCAACUCCAAAGAAUAUAGACUUUGUUUAUUGAUUACAGCCUCCAUUGUUUAUAGCCCUUCUUUCCUUUGGCAGAACAGAUUGAUCAUUCUAUGCUUUCAUUUGAAUAUAUCAUUCCUUAAACU
This is a messenger RNA of Juglans microcarpa x Juglans regia, 959 nucleotides long. Its product is annotated as ubiquitin-conjugating enzyme E2 4-like. The transcript is spliced from 6 exons. The record is from RefSeq and is a predicted model, not a curated record. Lineage: Eukaryota; Viridiplantae; Streptophyta; Magnoliopsida; Fagales; Juglandaceae. Gene Ontology annotation, molecular function: ubiquitin conjugating enzyme activity. Gene Ontology annotation, biological process: protein polyubiquitination; ubiquitin-dependent protein catabolic process. Gene Ontology annotation, cellular component: nucleus. Bases 214 to 765 code for a protein of 183 amino acids.